Messenger RNA from Anastrepha ludens (Mexican fruit fly), 3791 nucleotides. RefSeq names its product cytochrome P450 6a9-like. Lineage: Eukaryota; Metazoa; Arthropoda; Insecta; Diptera; Tephritidae. The transcript has 2 exons. The record is from RefSeq and is a predicted model, not a curated record. Gene Ontology annotation, molecular function: heme binding; monooxygenase activity; oxidoreductase activity, acting on paired donors, with incorporation or reduction of molecular oxygen. The coding region runs from base 137 to 1660 and encodes 507 amino acids.
GCGGUACGCAAUUCCUAGAAUUCCCAUUGUUUUGCGGUUCGCUUGCACUAAGCUCUCUUAGUUAUUGUUAUUAAUACAUUUGCAGCCGCAGCGCUAUUCAAAAUAUCAGUUGUUCAAGUGCCGGUAAACUAUAAUAAUGUCUGUGCUUGCAUUUUUAUUAGCCGCGUUAUUGGCGCUGCUCUCAUUUAUAUUCUACUUGUUGCAUCGACGCAUGAACUAUUGGCGCUACCAGGGCAUACCACACGAUCCCCCACACUUUUUUGCUGGCAAUUUGAAGGGCUUACUGAAAACACGUAGCUUCGCCGAAAUUCUGCGCGAAAUAUAUACAAACCACAAGGGAUCAGGCCCUUUCUGCGGUUACUAUUUAUUUCAACGCCCCGCCGUGUUGGUCUUGGACAGAGCGCUUAUUAAGUGUAUACUCAUCAAGGACUUCAAUAACUUUGCCGAUCGUGGCAUAUUUCACAAUGAGAAAGACGAUCCACUCACUGGGCAUCUCUUUCGCUUGGACGGAAAUCAGUGGCGUGGGUUGCGUAAUAAGCUUACGCCUACUUUCACUUCGGGAAAAAUGAAAUUUAUGUUUCCAACUGUAUUGAAAGUGGCCGAUCAACUGAUGGAUGCCGUGGCGAAACGUAUUGCGGCGAAUGAGUAUGUGUGGGAUUGGAAGGAGAUGAUGGCCUGCUUUACCACCGAUGUGAUUGGCAAUUGUGCUUUCGGGAUCGAGUGCAACAGCCUGCAGGAUCCCCACGCUGAGUUCCGUGUUAUGGGACGCAAAAUAAUAGGGGCGCGUCGUCAUGGCGCACUGGUCAAUGCUUUCAUCAAUAGCUUUCCGAAUGCGGCACGUAGUUUGCGUAUGGCCAUUAUGCCACAAGAUAUAACAGAUUUCUUUUUGCGUAUCGUGCGUGAGAACGUGGAGUAUCGUCAGCGUAAUUGUGUGCACGCCAAUGAUUUUAUGAAUAUUUUGAUGGAUCUAAAUAAGAGCAAACAUUUGAAGAGCGAAAACGAUGAAAUGCGUGCGCUGAGCGUGAGCGAGAUGACAGCGCAGGCAUUUGUAUUUUUCGUUGCAGGUUUUGAGACAUCGGCGACCACUCUGGCAUUCGCACUGUACGAAUUGGCGCUGCAUCAGGAUAUACAGACACGACUGCGCAUGGAGAUCACAGAGACUAUCAAAAAACACAACAAUAAUCUGUUCAGCUAUGAGUGCAUGGAGGAGAUGCAAUAUAUGAAAAUGGUGCUUGCUGAAACCCAGCGGAAAUACCCGAUUGCGCCGAACUUAAUGCGUCAAGCAGCUAAAGACUAUGUAGUGCCGGGUCAUCCGGAAUAUGUCAUCAAGAAGGGCAUGAUGGUCACCAUUCCAACGAUUGGCAUACACUACGAUCCUGAAAUCUAUCCCGAACCAGAUACGUUUGACCCGGAACGUUUUGCUCCUGAGGCGGUAAAGUUGCGCGACUCUGUCGACUGGUUGCCCUUUGGCGAUGGCCCGCGUAAUUGCAUCGGUAUGCGCUUUGGGCAAAUGCAGAUGUGCGUCGGCUUGACUUAUCUUCUGCGCGAAUAUAAGUUCUCAGCCUGUGAGAAGACCCAAAUUCCGAUCGUUUAUCAGAAAUCUUUUCCGCUAUUUCCGCAAGGCGGCGUACAUCUGAAAGUGGAGAAGGUGCAGACAUAGGCUUUUUAACUAUUCUGCAUAUAUGUAUGUAUGUAUGUAUAUAUGUGUGCGUUUGUAUAAGCUGUUAGAGUUAAGUAGCAAAUAGUUAUCAUUUUGAAUUGCGAAAAUGAAUUCUCACUUCGUCUCGCAAUUAGUUACUUAAAACUAGUUCAAGUGUUCUUGAAAUAUUCACAAAAUACUUAAACGGAUUGCAAUGUAAUUCUUCUCGGAAAUGACAAAGUGAGAACGAGGAUAACAUGUUUAUGGUUUAAUGUAUGUAAAACUGUGUUAGUAUUUGUUACGUUUUGCUAAAAAAUAGAGUCAGUAAACACUUUUUUGUUAGCGCAAUAGACUUUGUUUGUGUUUUAGGUGAAUGAAAUGCACAACUGCGUUCUUUGCCUUUCAUUUCAUAGUCAAGUGGAACGAGUUCAACGUAUGAUGUGAAAUUCAAAUUGGUUUGCGCAGAUAUAGGGUGAGUAAAUACACUUGGAUGCUUAUUAAUAUGCGAAAGAAGAGCUACCUUAUAUUCAAUAUUAGCUUAUUAGCUCUACCAAUUAGGAUGAAAGGUUAAGUUUUAACUCGGGUUAAAAACUCAGUAGAGUUAAGACCGAUGUAUUUUUAUCCAUUUCGUACGAAAAUUCGUUUACUUACCUUAUAUAAUUUUAUUUUAUUUAUAAUUUGAAGCGUUAGUCAGGCUGAAAAGUGUUAAUGCAAAAAUGUCUGCCCGUGUUAAAUUUCGACCAAUGUAGAAAAAAUAUGUGGAUUCAACUCGUGUAGCCUUUGUAACACGAUCUAAUAAAGCGCUUAUGCAUAUUUGUGGAAUUUACUCAAUUUGAGUGUAGGUAAACAAAAAUGAAGUACAAACAGAGUAAUAAUGACAGCUGAUAACUCAAGUAAAGUUAGAUUAUGUUGGGUUAGAAUAAGAGAGUUGUCAAAAACAUGAUAAUUUUAGAUGUAAUUGAGGGCAGUUCUGGCAGUUUUGAACUGAAAGAAAAUCAGUCUUGCGAUACCACUAAAUCGUGGUUAGGAGAAAAAAGUAGAACAAAGAAGGUCAGAAUAGCGCUAGUAAAAUUGUUAAUAGUAACCGUUUGAGGUGGUGCACGCUAAUAAAAAAACUUUGAACGGCGGUUAAUAUCAACCCCAGAGUCAUCCUAGGAAUGUUCGUAAACUCGUAGUCCAAGUUUUUGAAUUUAAGUUUCGUGAAUACAGCAUAAGUGAGGAGAAGAUGAGUAGAUGCUUCGACUUUACUUACUUACUGCUGUCCUGAUCUCCUCGUGGAGCAUAAGGCAUGUAUAAUAUAUCUAAAUCGCACUCUGUUAGGUGCUGCACUCUAAAUGGCAUUCCAGUUGUAAUUUGCGGCGUCGAGUACCCUGGUUUGCGGAGUGUGGGACCAAUCCGGUGCCACUAGCGCCGGGAGGUGCCUUUCCAUGUUACGCAUCCAUAGAAUAGCAAUAGUGAACUUAAUAAAGCUACCACGGUAUGGGAUAAAAGUAAUAUGUAGACUAAUUGCAUGCGUUUUUAUCGAUUAGAUGUUAUACAAGACCUCGUCAAUAUGGAGAGUGCGAAUUUUUUAGCAUAGGCUGCUUUUUCGACCACCACCGCUCCACUACUGGACAGAAGAAUCUUACAACUUUAAUAAUGAAAUCUACAGAUUACAAAGGGUUAGUACUUAUAAUCAAUGCCCGGGAGUAUAGGCCUCGACAAGACUCUUCCAUUGUACAUGGUUCUGGGCUGUUGUUUUUACGCCGUCCCAUGUGAUGUCGGCAUCUGCUAGUUCGCGCAACAUCGACCUUCGCCAAGUGGUCUUUGGCCGACCGGGACCCCUGCUCCCUUGCACAUUCCAGUCUCUUGAUGUGAUCUGGUGGUUUUUCAAGCGUGUGACCUAUCCAGCGCUAUGGAUAACAUGAAUGCAUAACAACUCGACACACAAUCAUGUGUCAAAAUUUCAAAUCAUUGAUGAAGUUAUGAGUAUUUGGGGGCCCAUUACUCCUGCACGGGUUUCUAAUACCUACUCGACUUCAAAGCGUUUUUCUGGAAGCUGUUAUUUCUGAAGUGUGUGCGCUAUAACUCAAAAUCUACUGAUCCAAUCGUUUUGAAAUUUUGCACUAUACUUUUUUACAUAAUUCUUCAGAAAUCCGUCGGAGCUUAACUG